GGGAGGGAGGGGGAGGAGCGGCUCUGACGCGCAGGUAACUGCGCCCCUGCGGGCGCGCCCUGCCCCCGGCCCGUGCCCCUCUCUGUUGCUUCACCACGUGCACUGGUGAAUUGGGGCUCGGCGAGAGCUUCUGCCCGCCGGUGCUUCUGCCGGAUCUCCGCCAUUUACCAACACAUGCCUGCUGGAGAGGGAAGCGGCAGAUCAGAAAGAGAGGGAGUGAGUAGCUAAUAAACAGAGGUUAUAUGCACCAUGGCAAUGACUAGUGUCAGAUUGCCCACCAGUAUUUUAAGAAAACCAGAUACCUGGAUUGGUCUCUGGGGAGUGCUGCGAGGGACACCUUCACACAAACUCUGUGCUUCCUGGAAUCGAUACUUAUAUUUUUCUAGUACCAAAUUAAAUGCAUCAAAUUAUAAAAUACUUUUCUAUAACAUUUUCUCACUGAGACUCCCAGGACUUUUAAUAUCUCCAGAAUAUAUUUUUCCAUUUUCCAUAAGACUCAAAAGUAAUAUAAGCUCAAAAAAAUCUGCUAAAAAGACUCUGCAGAAAAUUGAAGAUGAAGAGGACUCUGAUGAAGAGAGAGACUCUAAUGAGGUGAGUGAGCAGGAAGAGCUCGAGGAUGACCCCAGCGUGGCCAAAGACUACAAAGACCUGGAGAAGGUGGUGCAGUCUUUUCGGUACGAUGUUAUCCUGAAGACAGGCCUAGAUGUCGGCAGAAACAAAGUGGAAGAUGCAUUCUACAAAGGUGAACUCAGGCUGAACGGGGAAAAAUUAUGGAAGAAAAGCAGAACGGUGAAAGUGGGAGAUACUUUGGAUCUUCUCAUUGGAGAAGAUAAAGAAACAGAAACAGAGAUAGUGAUGCGGAUUCUUCUGAAAAAAGUGUUUGAAGAGAAGACUGAAAGUGAAAAAUACAGAGUGGUCUUACGACGGUGGAAAAAAUUGAAAUUGCCUAAAAAGAGUACGAUUAAAUAAAUGGAUUGCUUUUUAGCGAUAAAGCUGUUUUCUAGUGGUGGGGAAGGAGGCAGCUCAAAAAGCAGACGUUUUUAUUGAAAUAAAGUUCUAUCAUUUGUG
Molecule: messenger RNA, 1068 nt
Organism: Molossus molossus (Pallas's mastiff bat)
Lineage: Eukaryota; Metazoa; Chordata; Mammalia; Chiroptera; Molossidae
Gene: MTRES1
Product: mitochondrial transcription rescue factor 1
Exons: 5
Coding region: 250-969 (239 amino acids)
Source: RefSeq, a predicted model, not a curated record